This is a messenger RNA of Tripterygium wilfordii, 1084 nucleotides long. RefSeq names its product auxin-responsive protein IAA14-like. Gene Ontology annotation, molecular function: protein binding. Gene Ontology annotation, biological process: regulation of DNA-templated transcription. Lineage: Eukaryota; Viridiplantae; Streptophyta; Magnoliopsida; Celastrales; Celastraceae. The record is from RefSeq and is a predicted model, not a curated record. The transcript has 5 exons. Gene Ontology annotation, cellular component: nucleus. The coding region runs from base 118 to 858 and encodes 246 amino acids.
GCUAGAGGACACAAAAAAAGAAGAAGGGUAGUUCACACUUCUCAUCAUCAUCAUCAGCACAACAAAGUAAGGAUAGAAGAGAUUGGGGAGGUAUCCAUAGAGAGAGAUCGCUGGAAAAUGGCGGAUACGAUCGUCGGCCAGAGAGACUUGAACUUGAAAGAGACAGAGCUGUGUCUAGGGCUUCCUGGUGGUGGUGGUAAAGUUACUAGUGAUUGUGAUCAAAUCACAAAGGUUACCGGAAAGAGAGGGUUUUCAGAGACGGUUGACUUGAAGCUAAAGCUUCAUGAAUCCAAGGAAGCUAUGUUGGAUCUGAAUGAGAAGAUGAUCAAGAAUGUUAAUUCAAAGGACAAAACCCACGACUCUUCAAAACCUCCAGCCAAGGCACAGGUUGUGGGUUGGCCACCAGUGAGAUCUUACAGGAAGAAUAUUAUGACUCAAAAAAACAGUAUUAGCGAGGAGAGUAGUCAUGAGAAGGAUAGUAGUGGUGGAUGUAAUGCAGCAUUUGUGAAGGUUUCAAUGGAUGGAGCACCUUAUCUUCGCAAAGUUGACUUGAAGAUGUAUAAAAGCUAUCAACAACUCUCUGAUGCCUUGGCCAAAAUGUUCAGUUCCUUCACUAUGGGUAAUUAUAAUGGAGCACAAGGAAUGAUAGAUUUUAUGAAUGAGAGCAAGUUGAUGGAUCUACUCAACAGUAGUGAUUAUGUGCCAACCUACGAAGAUAAGGAUGGUGACUGGAUGCUUGUUGGCGAUGUUCCAUGGGAGAUGUUUGUUGAUUCAUGCAAGCGCUUGCGCAUUAUGAAAGGAUCUGAAGCAAUUGGACUUGCGCCAAGAGCCAUGGAGAAAUGCAAGAGCAGAGCCUGAAUUGAAACAUAUAUAUAUAUAUAUCUACAUGCCGUGUCCUUUAUAAGUAUUGUGUCCACAAGGCCUAGAGAGUAUUGUGGAACUAGAUUGGAUCAAGCAAGAGAGUGUUCUUUAAUUGAAUGUAUGUUUUGUAUUUUUUAUUUGAUGAUGGUGGUAUAUAGAUAUAUAAUUCAGAGAUGUGGACAUUUGUAAUGGACAAAAAAGCAAUAAACCUUAGCUUUAUGUC